This is a messenger RNA of Tachyglossus aculeatus (Australian echidna), 1665 nucleotides long. RefSeq names its product LRRN4 C-terminal like (gene LRRN4CL). The record is from RefSeq and is a predicted model, not a curated record. The coding region runs from base 794 to 1495 and encodes 233 amino acids. The transcript has 2 exons. Lineage: Eukaryota; Metazoa; Chordata; Mammalia; Monotremata; Tachyglossidae. Gene Ontology annotation, molecular function: protein binding.
UAAGCGCUCAAUAAAUGCGACCGCAUGAAUGAAUGAAGGCCUCACAGCCCUUGAGCUGCUCCGUCACGAGCGCUUACUGUGCGCUACGCGCUUGGGACUACCAGGGUCGGUAGACGACACGUUCUUUGCCCGCGUCGGAGUCUAGAUGGGGAUAUCGGUUGGACGGCCGGCUUCGGGCUGGAGACGAACCCUCUCCCCCCCCCCCAGUUGCCUCAGUUUGGCCGCCGGCAAGGGAGGGGGCUGAAACUGGAAACAGCUGGGCCCCAGAUUCCCACCCAUCAGGGGUUGAGAGACAGGAAAUGACUCCAGCGGAUCACAUGAUGAACAGCCAGCCAGGACUCUUUUUGACCCCUUCUCGGACUCGGCUUACCUCUCGGGAGCUAGGUGCCUUCCUCCCCGACGGAUCCGAUCCCCGUCCCUGCCGCCUCCUCCCUCCGCUACCUCGCCAGAGGCGCGAACCUCCCCCGGACCCGACCCGAGCCGCCUUGGUUCCUGUCCCGGGACCCAGGCGUCGCGGCGGCCCCCCUAACGGCAUGCGGCCGGGCCCCGUUCCCGGCCCCCGUGAGUCACUCGGGCCUUGCGGUGGGACCGACCCACCCCUUGGCAGCCUCCGGCCGGAGGGCCGGGAGGUGAGGUCAGCGCUUGGGGUAUAAAGCCACCGCCGGCCCGGAUAAGCGUGAAAUCGGGAGACCGCAAGGAAGACGAAGAAGAAGGCACCUGGAAACCCCAAGCCUUCCGCCCCUCGGACCUCUCCCGGAAUUCCCGCCGAAUCCCGGGCCGGACCGCGGGCACCAUGCUCCUGUCCACCUGCCUGCUGUCCCUCCUGACGGCCAGGGCCCUCUCCAUGCGGGGGACGGAGGACGACGGAGCCGAUCCGCCGGCGUCCCCGCCGCCCCGGCCGGUCCCCUGCGACUACGACCGCUGCCGUCACCUGCAGCCGCCCUGCAAGGAGCUGCAGCGGCUCGGCCGGCAGCCCUGCCUCUGCCCGGGCCUCUCCAGCCCGAACCAGCCCCCGGACCCUCCCCGGCUCGGGGAGGUCCAGAUCUGGGCCGAGGAAGGACGGGCCCUCGUGCACUGGUGCGCCCCGUCAUCCCCGGUCCGGGAAUAUCGGCUGCAGUUUUGGGAGGCCGGCGGCGGCCGCAGGAGAGGCCCCGCUCUCAACAGCAGCCUCCGCCAGGCCCAGCUGUCGCCCCUGCAGCCCGGGACCUCCUAUGUGGUGUGCGUCGUGGCUCUGAACGACGCCGGGGAGAGCCCCACCGUCCACGGGGACGCGGAAGGCUUCCGGGGGCCGGGAGAGGCCGAGCCAUUCGGGCCUUGUCGCGCCAUCUCCGUGCCCCCUCGGCCCCAGACCUACGUCCACGUGGCGGUCGGAAUCGGGGUGGGGUUGGCCUCGGUGAGCUGCCUCGCCCUGCUCUGGCACUUCUGUCUCCGGGAUCGCUGGGGUUGCCCGCGCCGGGGCCGCCGUCCCGCUUCCAGGGACGCCCGGGGCCCCUAGGGCCCACGGGCCGAGGCGGGGACCGCGUCCGGGACGGAUGCCGCUGGCUCCGACUUUCGGGCGCCCCGGCUUCGGAGGAGAGCGAUGACCGCCCUGAUCUUACCUGGGUAUCAUCAUCAAUCGUAUUUAUUGAGCGCUUACUAUGUGCAGAGCACUGGACUAAGCGCUUG